Canis lupus familiaris (dog) is the source of this 3630-nucleotide messenger RNA. RefSeq names its product sorcin (gene SRI). Gene Ontology annotation, molecular function: calcium ion binding. Lineage: Eukaryota; Metazoa; Chordata; Mammalia; Carnivora; Canidae. The coding region runs from base 16 to 864 and encodes 282 amino acids. The transcript is spliced from 8 exons. The record is from RefSeq and is a predicted model, not a curated record.
GCAACCGCAAGCCAAAUGCUCUCUCGCACACAGUUCCUGAAGCUUUUUCCUGUUUUCCAAGGGCGUUUCCAUGUUUUGCUCUUUCCACGCCCCCCUCCCUCCCAGGCGUGCAGGAGCGGCCCCUGGGGCCAGCGUGCAGCCCCUGCCUCCCAAAAGCGCCCUCCGCCGGGAGCCCGGGAGCCCGGGAGGCCCGACAGCCGAAGCCGCCCGCAAGGCUCGGGAGCGUCAGAACCGAGGCAGCAGGACGAAAUCGAGAAUCCCCGGGGCGCCGCCCUGGGUUGGGACGUGCCAUUCGUGGCGCGGGGAGGAAGGCGGCGGUAUGGAGGGGCCCCCGGAGGACCUACGUUUCCCGGACAAACUCAGGAUCCGCUCUAUGGUUACUUUGCUGCCGUAGCUGGACAGGAUGGGCAAAUAGAUGCUGAUGAAUUGCAGAGAUGCCUGACACAGUCAGGCAUUGCUGGAGGAUACAAACCUUUUAACCUGGAGACUUGUCGGCUUAUGGUUUCAAUGCUGGAUAGAGAUAUGUCAGGCACAAUGGGUUUCAAUGAAUUUAAAGAACUCUGGGCUGUGCUGAAUGGCUGGAGACAACACUUCAUCAGUUUUGACAGUGAUCAGAGUGGAACAGUGGAUCCUCAAGAACUGCAGAAGGCCUUGACCACAAUGGGUUUUCGUUUGAGUCCCCAGGCUGUGAAUUCAAUUGCAAAACGAUACAGCACCAAUGGCAAGAUCACCUUUGAUGACUACAUCGCCUGCUGUGUCAAACUGCGAGCCCUGACAGACAGCUUUCGAAGACGGGAUACUGCUCAGCAAGGUGUUGUGAAUUUCCCAUAUGAUGAUUUCAUCCAGUGUGUCAUGAGCGUUUAAACCAAGAAGCCGUAUGAACACAACCAACCAACAGCAUUCCGAUUGGAGUUCUCUCUUGCUCUUACUCUUUGCCUUCAGCCACUGUGUGUAAACUUGCAGCGCUGCUUUUCCUUAUUAGCUGUCAUAAAGAUUUAUUACUUUAUGUACAAUCAAAGUUUUUAGUGUUGAUAAUAAAUUCGUUGGAAUUUUACGAAUAUAAAAUCAGGUCUCUUACCCCAUUUAUAAUUUCCUAAAGCCAUUGUCAGUGAUGCUUUAUUUUCUCACUAAACCUUUUAUGUAAAUUUUGGUGUACAAAAUGUUUAAAUCACUAGCCCAAAUUUUUCACUGUAAGAUUCUUAAAAACCUUUUCAUUAGACCACAGCUCUUGUCUUUCCUAGAGGAGCUUUUACAUGGUAGUAAAAGCUUUAUGUAUGGAGUAUUCUUAUAAUUUAUUCUCACUUGGAUGCAAACAGAAACAAAAACCCAUGGUAAUUAAUAGGGUUCACUUGAGUGGGAACUUAGCACCAGCUUUUUAAGGCUUACACAUUUUUGAUGGCCUCAUGAUUGGACAGGGAGCAGAAAUGAUUAUUUUCUCUUGAAAACCUGCAUCAGUUGAAUGGCAAAUAUGAUCUGUCACCAAGUUUGUUGUCGUCAACCACCUAGACCUUUGUUAGCUCUACUUAAAAGUCUUAUAAAUUAUGAACUUAACUGUAUAAAAAAAGAAAACUGAUAGAAAGAAAACUAAGGUAAUAAUAUGAAAAUAUUAACUAUGGUCAUUUUUGGUUUAUGAGAUUCCAGGUGACUGUAAUUUCUUUUAUAGAUUUCAGUACUUUGCAAGUUUUCUAUAAUGUGUGCACUUUCCUUUUAAAAUCAGAAGAUAAUAAUCUUUUAAGUGUGUUCACAGUCACUUUAAAAACUGUACAUGGCAAAAGGACCAGACAGAGAGGACCACAAUGUUGGUGCUGCUACCCCUGGGAGUCAGGGUCAGGAACCGAUUUUCUUCCUUCCCAUGACUCUUCAUCUGAUAAGUAUUACUCUUGUAGUGGAAGACUUUUUUUUUUUUCUUUUAAUUUUUAAAUCAUGUGCUUUUAAAUAAGAUCUGGAUUCUCACGCUGGCUGUGCCUCUUCCUGAAUAUGUGAUUUUUGUCAUCUCAGAUACUCUUAGCUUCCCCACCUUUGAAAAGGAAGUUAAUACUCCAUGGGGGUAGUUCUGAACAUGAAAAAGUGUGUUGGUAUAACAAUAGUAUUUCUGUUUCUUAAAUUUUAAAACUGGCCUGGUUUGCUCUUUUCUGCAAGAGAGCAUAGCACAUGAAACCGUGAAAUUCACCUGUUUUCUCCCUGCCAGCAGAGUAUGUGUCUUACUUCAGGGCAUAGUGUGAGAGUUAUCAUUCAGAUGAUCAGUUAGUUGUCAACCAAUGAAAAAAUAAAAUAUUCCUAAGCAUCUUCAGCCUUAUUUCACUUGGUUAUGUUUUUUUCAAAUAUUGCUACAAUACAUUAAUUUUAUAAAUAUUUAUACAAUCUUAGCUUAUGCAUCCACAUCAAAUAGUCACACUGGGGCUUGCAUAUCAGACCGUGAUGCAGCCUGCUUUAUGUUAUCUGGUGACUCUAGGUUUCAUUUUACAUACACAGCUUGGCAUGAGCCAGAGCUGUUCAGAAAUGGGCCAGAGAGGGCUCAGAGGACCAGGAGGGAGGGAAUUCACCCUCAGAGUUGGUUUUAGUCUCACUGGAGUCCCAUAAAGAAGGGAUAGUUUGAGGAAAUGGUGACCUCCUGGGUCACCCUAAUGUGGUAAGGAGGAAGGCCCUUGCUAGCUCAUGAUUAUGGACCAUAUUUGAACCAUCCUACUGGUUAGGUAAGUCCUAAGGUAUGCUGUGUCAGUCUUGGUUCUGGAUUUGCUUUUUGGAUAAAUGCUGAAGCAUCAACAAAACUGUGUCUCUGGAAAUACUCAGUUUUAAUUAUUGGUACUUCAUAGCAAGGCUCCUUAUCUCCUCCAUUUCUGCUUUCACAGUUUCUUUCUGAAAGCACAGAGCCUAGUCUUCAGGAUGUCCCUGCACUUAGAAAUUGUUUCCUUCCUCUUGACAAAUUUAACAUAUCCAUCCCCUUUAAUUACAGCCAAAGUCUUCAUUACAAAUGAAUCUUGGGUUGCAUUAUUUAUGUUGGGUUCUGUGUUCCAUUCAUUAUAAACUUUUAGUGCAGCCUUGCCUAAUUCUUAAAACUUUCUUGGUCUACUCUUAAAACAGCUAGCUGGAGCAUGGUCAAGCUGUGAACCCAAGCUGGACUAGUUCAGUUAUUUGGAGAUUAAGUUCCUCAAAAACUGCCAGCUUAAGCUUUAGCUUUCAUUUGGAGAUAUGUGCUUUUAGUACUGUGUUGCAAGAGGUAAAGUACCUGUAUGUAACCCUUUUCAGGCACUGAAUGUGCCUACAGGAAGUGCCUUUCAGGCACUGAAUGUGGCUACAGGAAGCCAGGCACUUCCUUGAGGACAGCUGGCGUAGAUUUGCACCACAGCAGUCGUACAUAAUUAAUCAUAGCCUGCACUCUCGUAGAGCCAAAGUGGAGGUGAGACUCCCAUUUCAGCAUGAUGUUCUAGGUGGUACCAUCAGCCCAUGAGAGGCAACAUGAACUAAAACUUGUACUUAUCCCAGCUAGACUUUGCUUUUUUGCUCAGCUGAGUGUUACUCUUUCAGUAUUCAUCCGGAUGAUUCUGUGCCUAAAAUAUUAUAAAUACAAGAAAUGCAGCUAUAUGUAUUCACCCCCAAGGUUUUUUUAAUCUAAUAAACAUACAAACCUUG